Molecule: messenger RNA, 1274 nt
Organism: Vanessa atalanta (red admiral)
Lineage: Eukaryota; Metazoa; Arthropoda; Insecta; Lepidoptera; Nymphalidae
Exons: 6
Coding region: 147-890 (247 amino acids)
Source: RefSeq, a predicted model, not a curated record
UAUAAUAUCCCGGUAAAAAGAGCGAGAAAUAAAAAUAAUUAUAUUUUUGUUCAUUAUUUAUUAAAAAUACUUUGCUUUUAUUUUUAAAUAUGAUAAAGGUGCCAUCUAUUUCAUUUUAUUUCUCUAAGAUAAUAUAAUUUUUUAAAAUGGAAUUAGAUUUAAAAUUAAAAAAGCAAGUCAGUUCUGACCAACUAAACGCGUUGUUGGAUUUCUUGAAAGAGCAUAAGGAGCUGGCCAAAGGUUUGAUCAGAGGCCGACGUGGAAAACUAAAUACAUUGAAAUUGUGGAAUCUGUGUGCUAAGAAACUUAAUGUACUUAAGGAUGGUGCAACAAAAGAUGGAAAAGGUUGGUCGAAGUAUUGGUGUGACUGGAAAUACAGAGUGCGAAGGCGAGCUCUGGAACAAAAAUCCUCUAAACAAAGCACAAAUUUUUCUCUGGAAAAUUCUACACCCUUAUCAACACUGGAAGAAGAAAUUUUGAAAAUAAUUGGCCCGGGUGCUUUAGAUACUGUUGUGAUAAAAUUGGAUCCUUUAGCUGAGACGGAAAUCGAUGAAGCUGAUAACAUAAUAGAAAAAAAUUCAGAUGCUGAGUAUACAGGAACACAGCCGAAGUUAAUAAGUGGCAGAAAAAGACGACAUACAUCUAGAGAUCUUGAUGAUUCAGACAACAUUAGAGAGAUUUCCUGCGAUAGAAAACCUGAGCUACUUGCCAAUAUAGAUGAUUCAGAUCACAAUGAUGCAAAAGAAUUUUUGCGUUUGGAAAAAGAAAAGUUGGAAUAUGCUAAAAAAUCUCAAGAAUCAUUAAAAACAAUAUCAUCUGAAAUAACAAGGCUUGCUGAUGUCAUGAGUCAUAUCAGAGAUGUAUUAAUCAAUAAUAGAAUAAAUGUUUAAAGAGCUAUAAUUAUGAAGACACAAAAAAAACUAUUACAAUAAAAUAAUUGAUCUCCACGGCGGGGAAUCGAACCCCGGUCUCCCGCGUGACAGGCGGGGAUACUUACCACUAUACUACCGAGGAUUGUGGUAUCAAAUGUGAAAUUUAGAAUCUAGUUUGUCAUUAUAAGUUAUGUAUAAGAAUUAGUAGUAUAUUUAUAAGUUAUUAUUUCUGCACUUGUUUUAUUAUUAACCCCUAACUAUCUACCCGCUGACUCACCGACAAUAGCGGAACGAUUUCAGUCAAUAACUGAGCCUUUAUUUCUCGUGCGUUAAGGUACCUGUUUUAUCUACCUUACCUGUAACUUCUGGAAGGUUUCGGUCUUGGAAGUUGUCAUGGCUCAU